AUGUUCAGCUACGGGACUGCCUUGACUGCUGCAGCAUAUGAUGGCACCCUUGAUAUCGUCAAAUUGCUCUUGGACAGAGGUGCCGAUGUCGACGCACCCAACGGAUGGGCUAUCCAGGCCGCUGCUGGGGAGGGCCACUACGACGUGGUCAAAGAGCUUCUCAACCGAGGUGCCGACGUCAAUGAUCUUACCACAAACGAGAACUUCCCACAAGGAACGGCUCUACAGGUAGCCUGCGAGUCGGGCAAGGUUGAAAUUGUCACACUCCUGCUUGAGCGUGGCGCCAACCCCGACCUUGGCACUGGAGAAGAUACCUGCCCGAUCAUCGCCGCUGCCAUGAAAGGGGAACAGGCGAUUCUCGAGCUUCUUGUCAAAGCCAAGGCCGAAGUCAACGUCUUUGGAGGCUGGGAUAAUUCUACAGUCCUGAUCAACGCCGUCAUCAACCUUCCGGUCGAGUCACUGCGCGUUCUUGUGGAUGCGGGCGCCGACGUCAACCUAGCUGACCAGGAGGCCGACACACCCCUGAUCGUUGCGGCUCGGGAGGGAGACGCGGACAGCGUGAGGUUUCUCUUGGAUAAUGGCGCCGACAUAUUCCACGUCAACGAGGAUAACGAGAACGCCCUUCAAUCAGCCAUACAAUAUGGUGACGAUGAGGACUGCACAGCAGUGCUCGUGGAACGCGUCUCAGAACUCAUGGCGGCUUUGAGCAAGGCUAUGAAGAAUGGUAACACGGCCGUGACUGAAGUGAUCCGUAGCGCUGCUAUUGCACACCAGGGUCUCAACUACGACGACGAUGAGGAUGCAAAGUCGGCACAGAGUCAAGAUGACAAGCAGCCAACGAGCUCCGAGGACAGAGGCGACGUCUUCGACGAAGACAAUGACAAGGGCAGCGACGAAGAUACCCCUCGAACGGAGUCGUUCCCCAACAGCGCCAAGAGAGUCGACGACACAGCGUCCGAGGAAAGUGCUUACCGGCCCGUGAGAGAGCUAUCCGAGGAGCUCGAGGCCGCCCUCGUCACUCAGGUAUCGUUGCUUCAAAACUUCACCUCACCACCGCCUCGCCCAGAAAAGGUGCCGGAGCGAGAGCAGCCCGUGGAGAUGCCGCCAACGACGAUUGCGGAACUGCCCUCCCAGCGGAGAUACUCCCAGCAGGUGCAGCUGGAGGAGCAGUUGGGACACUACGAGUUCGACCAGCUCACCCGCAUGGACUCAUACGCGAAGCCCGCCUUUGUCAAGCAGCCGACGCUGCAGUGGGCCACGCAAGCUGAGAGCCUGCCCGCCAGCGAACCGCUCCUCUCGCCCGGCCAGGCCCCGAUCCGACGGAAGCCGGCGCCCAACACGACGACGUUCGGCGCAUCGUACACCCAGAACGCCUCGCCCGCGCCGUCAAACUUGUCGAACAGCCAAUUCUCGCCUCCAGCACCGUCAGCUGCGCUCCGCAGGGCGAGUAUGGACAUGCGCCCCUCGUACCAGAACUCGACUUCGUACCCGGGAGCGCCUGCGUACCAGGGAGGAGCGGGAUACGCCGCCAGCCAGACACACCUCGCUUCUUCUUCGCAGCCCCCCGCGGCCGCAUCUGCGGCCAAUCUUGGCCGGAUGUCGGUGGAUUACCACGCCCCGUACGACCCGUCGUCGUUCGACAGACCGACGCACAGCCCGGGGACGACGCCGCCACAGAAGACACAGCCGUUCCCGGAUUUGCCGUUCCAACCGCCGGGCGCGUGGCAGAAUAGUCCGCCCCUCGCGAGUAGUCAACAGCAGCAGUCGUAUUUUGGUUCGAUAAGUGGAUCUCCGCCUCAGCAGCAGCAACAGCAGCAGGAAUGGGUUGGUCAGGAUGGAAGCAGGCCUGAUAUGAAAUCACAUCGCUCCUCUUUCUUGGGGAUGAAAAACACAUUGGAUAAGGCGAAGCAGUUCAGCACUGGGAUCAUGAACCGGAGACCGUCAGGAUUUUGA
This is a messenger RNA of Colletotrichum fioriniae, 1953 nucleotides long. NCBI's taxonomy places the organism in Eukaryota, Fungi, Ascomycota, Sordariomycetes, Glomerellales, Glomerellaceae. The record is from RefSeq and is a predicted model, not a curated record.